This is a messenger RNA of Sus scrofa (pig), 4276 nucleotides long. NCBI's taxonomy places the organism in Eukaryota, Metazoa, Chordata, Mammalia, Artiodactyla, Suidae. The record is from RefSeq and is a predicted model, not a curated record.
CCCGCUCCUUGGCCAGCAGCCGCAUGUCCGGGCCCCGGGGAGAAAGAGGGCAGGACCCCCCCUGCCAAAACCUCCGCAGAAGUGGCAACAACUCGCGUGACGGGCUUGCAGCGCCCAGGGAGGGGGAGGCCCCCAUGCAGGAUGCGGGGGGCGUCUGUUCCGGCGGCCCCGGGGGUGCUGGAGACAGAUGGGGGCCGGGCCUGCUCCGGGGCGAGAUUGAAUUUGGAGGGUCUGGGAAGAAGCGAGGCAAGUUUGUGAAGGUGCCCAGCAGUGUGGCCCCAUCCGUGCUCUUCGACCUCCUGCUGGCCGAGUGGCACCUGCCGGCCCCCAACCUGGUGGUGUCGCUGGUCGGCGAGGAGCGGCCCUUUGCCGUGAAGUCGUGGCUGCGGGACGUCCUGCGCAAAGGGCUGGUGAAGGCGGCUCAGAGCACAGGCGCCUGGAUCCUGACCAGUGCACUCCGGGUGGGCCUCGCCCGCUAUGUCGGGCAAGCUGUGCGUGACCAGUCGCUGGCCAGCACGUCCACCAAGGCCCGCGUGGUGGCCAUCGGCAUCGCCCCGCUGGGCCGUGUGCUGCACCGUCAGCUGCUGGACGAUGCCCAGGAGGACAGCCCUGUUCGCUACCCCAUGGAUGACAGUGGCGGCCAGGGCCCCCUCUGCCCCCUGGACAACAACCACUCCCACUUCAUCCUGGUGGAGCCGGGCCCGCCUGGGAAGGGUGACGGGCCCACGGAGCUGCGGCUGAGGCUGGAAAGGCACAUCUCGGAGCAAAGGACUGGCUACGGGGGCACGAGCAGCAUCGAGAUCCCCGUCCUCUGCCUGCUGGUCAACGGCGACCCCAGCACCCUGGAGAGGAUCUCCAGGGCUGUGGAGCACGCCGCGCCGUGGCUCAUCCUGGCGGGCUCUGGGGGCGUCGCCGACGUGCUGGCCGCCUUGAUGCACCAGCCCCAGCUCCUGGUGCCCCAGGUGGCUGAGAAGCAGCUCAGAGAGAAGUUCCCCAGCGAGCACUUCUCCCGGGAGGACAUCCUGCACUGGACAGCCCUGCUGCAGAACAUAGCCUCGCACCCGCACCUGCUCACCGUGCAUGACUUCGAGCAGGAGGGCUCCGAGGAGCUGGACACCGUGAUCCUCAAGGCGCUGGUGAAAGCCUGCAAGAGCCACAGCCAGGAGGCACAGGACUACCUGGACGAGCUGAAGCUGGCUGUGGCCUGGGACCGUGUAGACAUUGCCAAGAGCGAGAUUUUCAACGGGGACGUGGAGUGGAAGUCCCAUGACCUGGAGGAGGUGCUGAUGGACGCGCUGGUGAACAACAAGCCCGAGUUCGUGCGCCUCCUCGUGGACAACGGCGCCGACGUGGCGGACUUCCUGACCUACGGGCGGCUGCAGCAGCUCUACCGCUCCGUGCGCCCCAAGAGCCUGCUCUUCGACCUGCUGCAGCGCAAGCUCGAGGAGGGCCGCCUGACGCUGGGGCUGGGCGCGCAGCCGGCCCGGGAGCCGCCCGCCGGGCCGCCCGCCUUCUCCCUGCACGAGGUGUCGCGGGUGCUCAAGGACUUCCUGCACGACGCCUGCCGCGGCCUCUACCAGGCGGAGAGGGGCCCGGCCAGGCGGCCCCCGGGCCAGAAGGGGCUGCUGGACCUGACGCAGAGGAGCGAGAACCCCUGGAGGGACCUGUUCCUGUGGGCUGUGCUGCAGAACCGCCACGAGAUGGCCACCUACUUCUGGGCCAUGGGCCAGGAGGGAGUGGCGGCCGCUCUGGCCGCCUGCAAGAUCCUCAAAGAGAUGGCCCACCUGGAGACAGAGGCCGCGGCGGGCCGCACGCUGUGCCAGGCCAAGUACGAGCAGCUGGCGCUGGGUGAGCACCGCGGCGGGGCCCGGGCCCUCCCCGAAACCCUCCCAGAGGGGCAGACGGCACCCGUGAUGGGGACGCAGCUCCCCGCCUCAGGCACACACCCCGCCGGGCGGGGACCCCGAGGGGGAGGUUCCCAUGGUCCUGCGGGGGGACGGCCAGGCGGGGCGGGCCGCAUCCACGUGGCAGCCCCCGGGGGGUGGGCUCCGGGCAGGGCCCAGCUCGCCAGCUGGGGGCAGAGGAGGAGGGCGGGCGGGGGCCGGGCCUGGGCGUCCGUGGCAGUGGCCGCGCCCUCGGCAGACCUGUUCUCCGAGUGCUACGGCAACAGCGAGGAGCGCGCCUUUGCUCUGCUGGUGCGCCGGAACCGCUCCUGGAGCAGGACCACCUGUCUGCACCUGGCCACCGAGGCCGAUGCCAAGGCCUUCUUUGCCCACGAUGGGGUGCAGGCCUUCCUCACCCGGAUCUGGUGGGGCGACAUGGCCUCGGGCACCCCUGUCCUGCGGCUGCUGGCCGCCUUCCUCUGUCCGGCCCUCAUCUACACCAACCUCAUCACCUUCAGGGAGGAGGCCCCUCUGCGGACAGGCCUGGAGGACCUGCAGGAGCUGGACAGUCUGGACACGGAGAAGAGCCUGCUGUGCAGCCCGGGCAGCCGGGCAGAGGCGCGGGCCGUGGCGCCGAGGACUCGGGGCAGCCGGGGCCCGCACGCGGCCUUCCUGCUCACGCGCUGGCGGAAGUUCUGGGGCGCGCCCGUGACCGUGUUCCUGGGCAACGUGCUCAUGUACUUCGCCUUCCUCUUCCUCUUCUCCUACGUGCUGCUGGUGGACUUCCGGCCGCCCCCGCAGGGGCCGUCGGGGCCCGAGGUCACGCUCUACUUCUGGGUGUUCACGCUGGUGCUGGAGGAGAUCCGGCAGGGCUUCUUCACGGACGAGGACACGCACCUGGUGAAGAAGGUCAUGCUGUACGUGGAGGACAACUGGAACAAGUGCGACAUGGGGGCCAUCUUCCUCUUCAUCGCGGGCGUCACCUGCAGGGUGCUGCCGUCGGGGUUCGAGGCCGGCCGCACCAUCCUGGCCGUGGACUUCAUGGUGUUCGCGCUCCGGCUCAUCCACAUCUUCGCCAUCCACAAGCAGCUGGGCCCCAAGAUCAUCAUCGUGGAGCGGAUGAUGAGGGACGUCUUCUUCUUCCUCUUCUUCCUGAGCGUGUGGCUCGUGGCCUACGGCGUGACCACCCAGGCGCUGCUGCACCCCCACGACGGCCGCCUGGAGUGGAUCUUCCGCCGCGUGCUCUACCGGCCCUACCUGCAGAUCUUCGGGCAGAUCCCCCUGGACGAGAUCGACGAAGCCCGCGUGAACUGCUCCGUGCACCCGCUGCUGCUGGAGGGCUCGCCCUCCUGCCCGAACCUCUAUGCCAACUGGCUGGUCAUCCUCCUGCUGGUCACCUUCCUGCUGGUCACCAACGUGCUGCUCAUGAACCUGCUCAUCGCCAUGUUCAGCUACACGUUCCAGGUGGUGCAGGGCAACGCGGACAUGUUCUGGAAGUUCCAGCGCUACCACCUCAUCGUGGAGUAUCACGAGCGCCCGGCCCUGGCCCCGCCCUUCAUCCUCCUCAGCCACCUGAGCCUGCUGCUCAAGCGGGUCUUCCGGAAGGAGGCCGCGCAGAAGCGGGCGCACCUGGAGAGAGACCUGCCGGAGCCCCUGGACCAGAAGGUGGUCACCUGGGAGGCGGUGCAGAAGGAGAACGCGCUGGGCAAGCUGGAGAAGCAGCGGAAGGACAGCGGGGAGGAGCUGCUUCGAAAGACGGCCCACAGGGUGGACUCCGUAGCCAAGUACCUGGGGGCGCUGAGAGAGCAGGAGAGGCGGGUCAAGCGGCUCGAGUCUCAGGUCAACUACUGCACAGUGCUCCUGUCCUCCGUGGCCGACACGCUGGCCCAGGGCAGCGCCUACUGGAGCUCUUGGAACUUCAGCAGUGGGAGCCCACAGGCUUCUGCUGACGGAGGAGGGCGCCUGAGCGGCAGGGAGCACCCAGAGGCCAGGCCACCGCCCUCGAGCGCCUGAGCCACGUGGACUGUCAGCGCAGGGUGGCCUCUCCCGGGGCCCCGGGCCCUGAACUGAUCUUCCUGGCCCCGUGGACACGCCAACCUCCUCCCACCUUCCGCUGGCGCCCCCUCCCCGCCACCCCCGCAGGGGGAUGUGGCUUGUGGCCUCAAAAGGAACCACUCCCUGCCCUGCCGGGCAUCUCCUGAGCCCCUUGGCCUGGGCGUGUUGCCAGCCCCCUCCCUGACAGGCAGCGCCCCCGUGACCCCAUCCAGAACCAGCCCUCCGGGCCGGGAGAGCAGACACCUGCUGAGCCGCGUUGGGUGGGCGGUUUCCCCACAGGCCACACCGUCCUCUCCUCAACCUGUGUUGCCCGCCAAGAGACCAGUCCUUUUCUGAAA